AUGGCUUCGCAUCUAACCAGCGCGACGCUCUCCUCGAAGCAAGAGCCCUCUGAAACUACCCCGUACGACUCUUCAUCAUUAUCUGAAGAGACAGCCAAUACUACAAACAUCGAAAAGAAAUCUAGUCUUCCAAGUCAAGAUGCAAAUACUUUCAAACGUUCGAAGUCUCAGAUACCGAGAAACGACCUGGAAAGCGGACAACUACCUGCACUCAACGCCACCGCCUCGCGAGCCACAACUAUAUCGAAAAAGAGAGCAUAUACUUUCAUGAUACUAAUUGUGCUCACACAAGCGGUGCAAAUGUUUGCCUACGGAGCUGGUAUCAUUGGUGCAUUCACAGUUGGGCACGCAGUGGGAGCUUCGGACGUCCAAUCGACAUGGAUCGCCGCGGCAUAUCCGCUCACCCAAGGCUCAUUUGUCUUGAUCAGCGGUCGGCUUGGUACUGUCUUUGGCCAUAAGAGAAUUUUGACGCUUGGAGCAGCCGUUUGGAUCUUUUGGACACUGGCCACGGCGUAUGGGACCAACAUCGUCGGCAUCAGCAUCAUGAGAGCGCUUGCAGGAAUAGGAGGUGGCCUCCUUGUUCCAAACGCGGUAGCUCUUUUAACAAUCACAUUUCCUCCUGGUAGACAACGAAACUUGGCACUGGCGCUCUUCGCUUCGAUGGGUCCAGUUGGCGGCGCUGGCGGAUGUGUGUUUAAUGGCUUUUUCCUCCAGUGGACAGACUGGACGUGGUUAUUCUUCUUCUUGGCUGUCCUAGGGGCUGUUGUUUACGGCGCAGCAAUUAUUGCAGUCCCAGAUGACGAACGAUUGGAUCCCGAGGGGAAAAUUGAUUGGACAGGUUCAUAUCUUGGCGUUGCUGGACUCGUAUUGUUCAAUUUUGUCUGGAACCAAGCUCCUAUAGUCGGCUGGAAGAAUCCCUAUGAGUACAUACUGCUCAUCGUCGCAAUUGGCCACUUUGCCGUAUUUUUACUAUGGGAAUCAAGAUGGGCAGUCAGUCCAAUCAUUCCUUUUGACAUCUGGAAAAUACCAUCCUUUGGUGCGCUUAUCCUCGUGUUAUUCUUUGUCUUUAUGAGCUUGGGCAUAUACAUCUGGUACGUGACCGUCUUCUUGGCGAACUUGCGUAACUGGGAUCCUGUCUUGCUGGGAUGUUCAUUCUUGCCAAUGGCAGUCAGCGGUACGGGCGCCGCUUUCUUUGCGGCAUGGGUUGUGCGCAAGCUACCAGCGGAAACGGUGGUUUGUAUCGGUGCUUUGGGUGCAAUAGUGAUGAACACCCUCAUUGCGACGAUGCCUGUUCACCAAAUCUACUGGGCGAUGGUAUUCCCCGCCAUGGUCUUGGCUGGAUGUACGGGAGAUAUGGUAUUUGCUGCUGGUCAAAUCAUCGCCAGUAGCAUUGUGACGAGAAAACAUCAGGGAACAGCGGGGUCCUUAAUUGGAACUCUCUUUACAUACGGCCUCAGUACAGGCCUGGGCUUUGCUGGGACGGUCGAGAUUUACAUCAAUAAGGAUGGAUUAAACUUGUUGGGUGGUUAUCGGGGGGCAGCUUACCUGGGGAUAGGGUUUGCAGGAGCAGCCAUAGUUCUGACUUUGCUGUUUGUGAGGAUGAAGAAGAAUACAGUCGAGGGCUGGCAGGGAGAGGAUGCCGACAAUGGCGAGUCAAGUAGGUGA
This is a messenger RNA of Trichoderma virens Gv29-8, 1665 nucleotides long. RefSeq lists its product as uncharacterized. The transcript has 3 exons. Gene Ontology annotation, cellular component: membrane. The coding region runs from base 1 to 1665 and encodes 554 amino acids. Gene Ontology annotation, molecular function: transmembrane transporter activity. NCBI's taxonomy places the organism in Eukaryota, Fungi, Ascomycota, Sordariomycetes, Hypocreales, Hypocreaceae. The record is from RefSeq and is a predicted model, not a curated record. Gene Ontology annotation, biological process: transmembrane transport.